UGCAUUGAUUUCGGGAACAAACGGUCCCAAUGUUAGUGAAGACGGGGAAUUUUUUAUUGUGCGCCCGUGAUUCAUUAUAGUAAUAAGUGAGCGAGUGACUUGUGGCAUUGUAGGAUUAACUAGUCGUGUGUACAGAUUUCCUGAGUGAACGAUUGUUCGAGUGACAUACUGUCGAAAUUUCACGGUGAAGAUUGGACAUUCGGAGUUAAUAAAUCGUCCAUCGAGAACGUGAUCCAAAAGGAGGUGCCGACGAUCGUGUGAAAGCUACGUUGGCGAUCGGCAAUCGCGAACUAGACAAGAAAAAGAGAGAGAGAGAGAGAGAGAGAGAGAGAGAAAGAGAGAGGAGAAGGAGAGCAGUAGAGUCAUAAUGCGCCGUUGUUACGGCUAGCGCCGGCCUCAUCAUUCCGCGAAGCGCGAGCUUCAAGUAUUUCGACGGCGUCGGGCUCGCCGAGAUGAGCGGUGGCAACGGCGGCGGCGGAAACGGUGGCGGUAAUCAAGGCGGUAAUGGCAACGCCACGACUUAUCAUCAGCACCAACAGCAGCAGCAACAGCAACAGCAGCAACAACAACAGCAACAGCAGCAACAGCAAUCGCUGGAGCAGGCCGGCCUGCUGUCAGAUCUCAAUGGCAUCGACCUGGCGAUGAGCCUGUCGCCCAAGCAGCAUUCAUCCCACGUGCAAGCUGCUGGUGCCCACACUACGCCUUUCAGCGUAACCGAUAUCUUGUCGCCGAUCGAGGAGUCUUACCGGAAGCUCGAACUCGCCGCUGCCGCCGCCGCCGUCGGUGUUGGUGUCGGCGUCGUAACGCAUUCCCAGGGCUCGCCUUACGGGAACGCAUGCGGUGCACGGGUGGGUGGUAACACCGGUAGCUCGAGCGCAAGCAGCGGCAGCCCGCCGCUGCACGGUGGUUCGACGCCCGGCGGCAGCACCCCCGGACCAAUUUCCGUUGCCAACGGGGCCGCCCCCGGUGGCGGUGGCGCCGGCAGUGCCGGCGGUGCCGGCGGAGGCAUGAGUGCCAUGGGUAACCCUUACGCAACUAUGCAGCUCACGUCGCAAUAUCAAUAUUGCGCCGCGGAAUUAUCGCCGUAUCAUCAUGCCGGACCCGGCGUGGGCGCCACGGCCACAGCCACGGACCCCAUGAGGUCCCACGCGGUCUCCUCGCAUCAUCAUCCGUGGUACGCACCAGCGCCACCGGCCACCAAUGACCCGCGCUUUGCCAUCUCGCGACUGAUGGGCGCCGCGGCGGCGGGCGCCGGGACCAACAUGGCCGGCUGCUCGGUGGGCCAGUCGAUGGGCGAUGUGACCAAGUCGUCGGGAAUGGGGGUGGGCGUCGGCGUCGGAGUCGGCGUCGGCAUGGGCGUCGGCGCGAUGCAAUUCCCUCUCGCGCAGAGACGGAAGAGACGCGUACUCUUCACCCAGGCCCAGGUUUACGAGCUCGAAAGGCGAUUCAAGCAGCAAAAGUACCUCAGCGCGCCCGAACGGGAGCAUCUGGCGUCCUUAAUUCAUCUAACUCCCACGCAGGUGAAGAUAUGGUUCCAAAAUCAUCGGUAUAAAUGUAAGAGGCAAGCGAAAGAAAAAGCCAUGGCCGAGCAAAACGCCCAAAAUCAGGUAAUUACGCAAAUUUCGAAGUCUUGUGCAAACCGCUUCGAAAGUGAAACGUACGUUGAAUAUAAUAUUACGAAUUUCGCGAAAACGCACCAUGUCGAUGAUUUCUAUUAUGUCUAAGGAAUUCAUAAAUGCUACUUGUUUGUAAUAAUCGUUAAGUGAUACACGCAUAUAUUGCAUAGUUUAUAUAAUCUUUGAAUCUAUUUAUUG
This is a messenger RNA of Acromyrmex echinatior (Panamanian leafcutter ant), 1814 nucleotides long. Its product is annotated as homeobox protein Nkx-2.4. Gene Ontology annotation, cellular component: nucleus. NCBI's taxonomy places the organism in Eukaryota, Metazoa, Arthropoda, Insecta, Hymenoptera, Formicidae. The record is from RefSeq and is a predicted model, not a curated record. Gene Ontology annotation, biological process: regulation of transcription by RNA polymerase II; cell differentiation. Gene Ontology annotation, molecular function: RNA polymerase II cis-regulatory region sequence-specific DNA binding; DNA-binding transcription factor activity, RNA polymerase II-specific.